This is a messenger RNA of Rotaria sp. Silwood2, 519 nucleotides long. The record is from the annotation of a GenBank genome assembly. NCBI's taxonomy places the organism in Eukaryota, Metazoa, Rotifera, Eurotatoria, Philodinida, Philodinidae.
AUGCUUCAUGAAACUACAAUAGUCACAUCUCGUUUAUCGGGUUUAAGUAAAUCACGAUUCAUUGAAAAAGAAAGUCAUCGAUUGAGUAAACAACUAAUCAAAUUUCUGACUGGUGGUGACAUGAAACCAGAUGAUAUAGCUCAUCGACUUCAGAUUUUAAACGAUGAAUCAUUAUCAAGAUCAAUUCUACAUUUUGAUAUUGAACAUGUUGAGAAUGGAUAUGAUCUCAAUGAAUUAUUAUAUUGUCUCACGCUUUUUCGCACUUUCCGUUUUGGUCAAUCGGCUGUACAUAUACCAGCAGAAACUUUAAUAUAUAUUGAACUUGCUUCAUCUCCUUAUAUUAAAAUGAGCCAACGUCUGCUAUUACGUCAAUAUCUUACGCUUGUUUAUCCUAAUGAAUUGAACUGGGAUGAACUCGAUUGUAACAGUACAACUAUUCAAUUUGUCGCCAAAUAUCUAAAUGCGAUUGACACACAUACAAUCAUAAAAGGAAAUAUUAGAUUAGACGAUAAAAAGUGA